Molecule: messenger RNA, 1047 nt
Organism: Brenthis ino (lesser marbled fritillary)
Lineage: Eukaryota; Metazoa; Arthropoda; Insecta; Lepidoptera; Nymphalidae
Source: the annotation of a GenBank genome assembly
AUGCAAGAAGCAGACCUGGAAGUCACGGGUGUAUCACGUAGUGGCAGAGUUAGGAAGAAAAGUUCUAAAUUAAUGGAUUUUGAAUCCCCCGAUGAUAUUGAGACGAGAUUUCGUCGUCAAACACCUGUUAAAACGUAUUCUAACCCAAAACAUGAAGAGUCAGUGGAGUUUCAAGAGUCCACACCCCAAAGGCCUGUGGAAGACACUGGCACAGCGUCAGGCAGUGAAUCUGAUUAUUAUGAGAAUAAUGAAGAAAAUGCUGACAGUCUGGAAUCAGACAGUACGGGGUCAGAAGAUGGAUCAACUCGAACUCCUGCAAAUUCUUUAUACAUGAUGGAAAAGAGCAAGAAAAAGUUAAUUGUAAAGGAUGGUAAAGUUGUUGGCCGGGCUAAAGCUCAAAGAAAGGAUAAAGGUAAAACUCGCAUAACGGCUUACAUGAUGUGGGCCAAGGAGGCUCGCAAUGACUUGCUUAGGAAACAUCCAGAUAUGGACUUCUCGGCUAUAUCAAAACGUUUAGGAGAAAUGUGGGCCAAUGUAAAUUACAAUGAACGCUAUUUAUGGAAGCGUAAAGCGAAACGUUUCGCGAUGCAGAAGGAGCAAAACCAAGCAGUUGUUAGCAAAAUCAUAUCUAACCCAAGCAUUCGGUCAACCCCAAACCAGGGGCCAGGAAGACCCUCAUCAAAUCGGGUUCAGCCCAAGCAAAGCCCUGUGACUCCUCCACAGCAAACACUAGCGGCAACGAGCACGCCGUCGUCAGCGACAGUGGGCGUGGGCGUGGCGGUCGCGUACCGCGUGUCGGGCUGCGGCGCGGUGGAAGUGGCCGCGCACCUGCGCCUGUUGGGCGAGAGUCUCGCCAUCAUUGGGGAGAGGCUGAAGGAGCAUGAGGGACAGAUAGCAGUGUCGGGGUCGGUGUCGGUGCUGCUGGACACGCUGCUGUGCGCGCUGGCGCCGCUGUUGGCGGUGGCGCGCGCCGUGCCGGCCAUCGCGCCGCCGCAGCGCCUCGUGCAGGACACGCUGCACAACAUCGCCUACGUCAUGCCCGGCCUG